This is a messenger RNA of Malassezia vespertilionis, 3126 nucleotides long. RefSeq lists its product as uncharacterized. Gene Ontology annotation, molecular function: mRNA binding. Bases 1 to 3126 code for a protein of 1041 amino acids. The transcript has a single exon. NCBI's taxonomy places the organism in Eukaryota, Fungi, Basidiomycota, Malasseziomycetes, Malasseziales, Malasseziaceae. The record is from RefSeq and is a predicted model, not a curated record. Gene Ontology annotation, cellular component: cytoplasm; nucleus. Gene Ontology annotation, biological process: nuclear division.
AUGGAAGAUCCGUUUCCCAGUCUCACCAGUGACCCGUUUCCGGCGCCUGUGCCUGCGGCACAGACCACGCGCGCGCCAAAGAAGGUGGAGACGCAGCCCGACGUGUCCUCGGAGGAUGCAUUCCCCUCGCUCAACACGCUUUCCACGGGCUCGUCCAGCAAGCAGGCCGGGUCUGCGUGGGUAAGCAGUGUGCCUGUGAUUCAGCGUGUGACGCACCAGGCAACCGUGGCGCUAAAUCUGGGCGAGGAGCAGCUUGCCCGCUUGGGACAGGGCCUGCAGCGUGUGCAGCAAAAGCACCGCAGUGUGAAGGUCGAAGCUAGCAGCACCCGCAAGACUGGCAAUACGACAUUUAUCAUCAAGGGCCCGACGGACCAGGUCGUGCAGCAGGUGAAGCGUGAGCUCACUGCUCUAUUUGCGCGCAAGGUGUCCAUCUCUGUCCUUGUUCCGGCCUCGCUGCGUGCCUAUGUGAUUGGUGCUGGGGGGAAGAACGUGAAGUCGAUCACAGAAGAGACUGGCGUGAAGAUCAACAUACCGCCGCGGUCCAAUCAGGAAGCUACUGUUUCCAGCGAGGGUCCACUGCUCGACGAGCAAGUCGAGGUGACGAUUGAGGGCGACCAAGUCAAUGCGCUCCAGGCGCAGCGGAUGAUAGAGGCGAUUGUCGCCGAGCGUACCUCAAAGGUCACGCAGCGCCUCGCGGACAUUGAUCACAUGUACUACCCGUUCAUUGCCGGUACGCGCAAUGCAAACCUAGACUUGCUCGUCGCUGGUCCCGGCCGCGGCGAGGUGGUUGUGAAUAUUCCUCCGCGCGGUGCGCUUCUUGCACGCAACAAUCCGGAUGACCCAGAACCAAGCCGACAGCGCGAUCCUGCGAUCGUAAUCAGCGGAGAUCGCGAGGCUGUGGCUGAUGUCGUGGGCGCGAUCCAAGCACACGUCGUGGACAUGAAGAACAAGUUCCGCACGCUGAUGAUCAAUAUCCCCAAGCGGCAACACCAGUUCCUCACCGGCGACAAUGCUGCGGAUAUCCUCGCCACGUCGCAGUGCUUUGUCGAGCUCCCGCCGAUUGCCGAUCCCUCCGACAGCGUUACGAUCCGCGGCCCCCAGCAGCAACUCCCAAAUGCACUGACUGCGGUGAUCGAGAAGGCCAACUCUGUCCAUGUCCAGGUGGUCGAUUUGCCGGCGCUGCACGCCGCCGGCGACGCACACGCGCGCCAGCUUGCCCAGUGGCUCCAGCCGCGCAUCUCGCGCGACCCAAAUGUGCAAGUUUACUUUCCCCGCGCCGGCGCUCCGCCUGUCGUUGAGAUCGUGGGCAAGGAUGCGGGGGCGGUGCAGCAGAUGCGCGCGAGUGUCGAGGAUAUGGCGCGCUCAGUAGACCCAAGCUGUAUGCGCGUCGUCGACAUCGAUCCCCUUGCGCACGGCUUUAUCAUUGGCAAAAAAGGCCAGGGCCUCAAGGCGUUUGAGUCGCGCGGCGUCGACAUUCUUGUCCCCCCCGAGAACUCGGGCCGCUCCGACAUUCUUCUUGUCCUGGGCCGCCCCGCCGCUUUGCCGUCCGACGCGGCGGCAAAGGCGGCGGCCGCCACCAAGCUUUUUGACGAGGCCGAGCAAGAGCUCAAGCAAAGCCUUGCCACUGCCGCCGAUAUGCGCACCAUGCAGAUCGAAGUGCCUGCCAAGUAUCACCGCGCGAUUGUGGGGCACGACGGCACUGUGCUGAACGCCAUCAUCGGCGAAGACCGGCUCAUGAUUGUGAUGGGCACGAGCCGCGACGUGCGCAACAAACAGUACACUGCCAAGCCGCUCACCGAAGAUGCCAUUCUCGUCCGCGGCUCGAGCGAGGCUGUGGAACGUGCCGUCGACAAGAUCCGCGCCAUUGCCAAGGAUGCUGAACAAGACAGCAUUGCGCAUGGCCACGUCGAAGAGCUGCUUGUCCCUUCGUCGCACGUCCCCCAUCUUAUUGGCCGUGGUGGAGCGGGCCUGAUCAAGCUGCGCGAGGAGCUGGGCGUCAAGAUCGACGUGGCAGACCAGGACGAGAAGACACGCCGCGCUCCAAUCCCCAUCACGAUUACCGGCCGCAAGGAAUGCGUACUCGAAGCCAAGAACCGCCUCGCCGAGCAGUCGCAGCGCCUCGCCGACGAAGUUUCUGUUGCGCUCCAGGUCCCGUACGCGCUCUAUGGCGCGCUCAUCGGGCAGCGCGGCAAGUACGUCACGCGGCUACAGGACAAGUACGAGGUGCGCAUCAAUUUUGGCGAUGUCCCUCUUGACGCACAAGCCCAGGACCAGCCCGGCGAAGUGACGAUUCGCGGCGCAAAGAAAGGUGUUGCCGAGGCCAAGGCCGAGCUACUGGAGCUGCUUGAUUAUGAGAAAAACCACAACAAUGGCGCACAGCUCAGCGUGCCUUCCAAGGCAUUUGCACGCGUUCUUGGCCGGGGCGGCGCGACGAUUAACCAAAUUCGCACCGAUACUGGCGCCCAGGUAGAUUUAGAGCGCCGCGGAAACGCAGACGGCCUCGUCCGUAUCCGCGGCACGUCUGACGCUGUUGAGCGCGCCAAGAGCGCUAUCGAGGAGAUUAUUGCGCGCGUCGAGUCCGAAGCCACGCAUGUCCUCGCCAUUCCUGCGCGCUUCCACGGCGCCUUGAUUGGCAGUGGCGGCCAGAAUCUGCGCGAGCUGCUCGUGCGUGCAGGCGGCCCCACGGACGCCAAGUCCCAGUCGCAGUGCGUGCGUUUCCCGCGCAGCGGUCAGCCCUCGGACGAGGUGAGUGUGUGCGCGCACAAAGAACUCGCAGCGCGCAUUGCCCUAGAGCUCGAGGCGGAGUGCAAGCGCCUCGAGGACCGCGUCAUGUUAGGCGCCAUCGUGCCGCCGAACAUGCACCGGCAAAUGAUCAUGCGUGGCGGCACGCGCCAGAGCGAGUGGCAGACCAAGCACAAUGUUGCGGUCGUUGUGCCCAACUGGCGCGAAUAUGCAGAUCUCGGCGUGCCCGCCAACCUCGCCGAUUUGGGCGAGGCCGAGGCUGCAACGAUAGUUAAGGUGCACGGACCUUGCGAUGCUGCUAAGAGCAUUGUAGAGGAAAUCAAUGCCGCGGUUCACGCCGACGCCGCGCGAAAAAAGACGCGCGCGCCUCGUAUCGACAGUUAG